Chinchilla lanigera (long-tailed chinchilla) is the source of this 4088-nucleotide messenger RNA. RefSeq lists its product as uncharacterized. Lineage: Eukaryota; Metazoa; Chordata; Mammalia; Rodentia; Chinchillidae. The record is from RefSeq and is a predicted model, not a curated record. The transcript has 19 exons. Bases 64 to 1830 code for a protein of 588 amino acids.
CAGGGUGAAGACCCAGACAAAACACCUAAGCUUGAACAUCAAGAGGCAGAGUCAAAACUCGGAAUGAAAGUAAAAAAACAAAAAGCUUUCAAAGAAAAAAGACAUAGUAUUCAGGGUGAAGAAUCAGACAAAACUUCUAUGCUUGAACAGCAAGAUGUAGAGAUUUCAGAACUUGAAAUGCCAGUAAAGAAGGAAAAAACUUCCAAAGAAGAAAGACAUAGUACUGAGUAUGAGGAACCAGACAAAACUUCUGUGUUUGAACCUCAAGAUGCAGUGUCAAAACUCGUAAUGCAAGUAAAGGAACAAAAACUUUCCAAAGAAGAAAUACAUAGUAUACUGGAUGAAAGUCUCACAUUCGUGCACCAAGAUUCAGUGUCAAAAUCCCAAAUGCAAGUAGAGAAAGAAAUAACUCUGGGAGAGGAAAGACGAAAUACCCAAAAACAGGAGGAAUCCUCUGAAAACGUAUUGCCUGAGGAGAAAGUUUUAUUAUCUGUAAGCCAGUCUCAAACUGAGAAACUGGAAGCUAUCAGCCAUGAGACUCUCAACACUCAAGAUACACAGGAAGAUCUAGAAUCACCUGUAGGAUAUGUGGAUCAAAUUCAAAGAACUGAAGUUGGCCAAGUUCAAGGACUGAAAACUAAAUAUGAAGUGGCCUCUCAACUGCCAGUUACAUCAGAAAAUCUUCCAGCAUUGCAUCCAACAAUUGGUGACAUAAUAUCUCACUUUGACAUGGACAAAGUAGUUGAAACUGAUCUAGAACAGUUAAGAGAUGCUUUUGGACAACACUUACAGAAGGAUGAGUUUAAGACACUCUCACCAUCUCUUCCUGAAACAGGUAUAGAUCAAUUUACACAUGAAGCUGAAAGAGAUAAAUUAAAAAGUGAAUUCAAGUCACAACUGAAGAAUCACCCUGAGACUGAAAUAGAACACCUAAAGGAUACAAUUGGACAAGGUUUAAUAAAGGAUGAAAUUCAGACACAAUCAAAAAAUUACUUUGAGACUGACACAAAACCCUUGGGAGGUAUUAUUGGAAAAAGUUUAAUGAAAGAGCCAAUGAAGACGCAAUUGAAGAGGCAUCCUGAAACUGAUACAGAACACUUGACAAAUGUAUUCAGAAGAGGUAAAGUAUUUGGUGGGAUGAAGACACAACCACAGAGUCACCCUGAUUUUAAUAUAAAACCCUUGAUAGAUGCUAUUACAAGAGGUAUAAUAAAGGGGUCAGACAGGCCACAGUUAGAGAGUCAACCAGAUACUGACAAAGAACGCUUGGCAGAUAUUGUUGGUGAAAGUACAAUAAAGGGGCCAAUGACAACACAAUUAAAGAUUCUUCCUGGUGUGAGUUUAUUGAAAAACAAGGAUAUGUUCAUACAACAUCAAAAAGAUAUUAGUAACAAGCACCCUGCACUAAGUAAACUACCAACAAAAUUGUUUGUGGAAAAUGAAGGUGUGAAUUUACUUAAAAACAAAGAUAUAUCCAUGCAGCUUCAAGAAGGUACCAAGGCUAAGCAAGCUACACCAAAUAAAUUUCCAACAAAAGUGAUCAAUUUGUCACCCUUUGCCAAGGAAGAAAACUUUGAUGACUCUUCACCCUAUUCAACAGAACCUCCAAAAGCAACUUAUAACACAUCUAGAACUGCUUCACAACCUUCCAGAUUUACCCCAUUUCCUUCACUGAAUAAAAUGCCAUCAGGAAAGCCUAAAAUAAGCUUAAACCAAAAGUCUGUUAAACUUCCAAAUGCUGUGCCUACUGUGACUACUAAAAAACCCACUUUUAAAGUGCUAAAUAAUGCUACAUCAAAAUUUCUACCACAUCUAUACUCUAAACAGUGAAGGGAAUUCUGAGCAAGGUAAACGUGAGCUGAUUCAUGGACACAGCAAAGAAAGUUACCAGCAUGGACGCCUUCUGCUGGUAACGCUGAGUGAGUGGGUGUGCUCGGGGCACACUUCGGGGAAGACCUGGAAUGGAUGAGGUAGGCUGGGAUCGCGGAUUCCCGGCCAGUUCCAGGGUUUCACGUUGCUCCUCCACUCCUUUUAUUAAUUUUAAAAAGUUAACAAUUAUUUUUUAAAUCAGAAACAAUGAAAAUAUUCACCCUAUUUAAAAUGUUCAUAUGUUUAGUAAAACCGGUUUCAAAAGGGAAAGGAAGUACAAAUGCAUGAGAGUAACCUUGUGUUAAAGCAUACUCCGGAAAUUGUAACGGCAUAAAAUACAGCUGCCAAGAAUUUGGAAGAUUUGACUUUCGCCAAUCAAAUGUUUUAUAACAUUAAAAUAUAAUUUUAAUCACAUUUUUACUGUUCCCUAGAAAGCCAAAGUAUUAUUAGAUAAAGUUAUCCUAAAUCCAAUCUGGAUCAUCACUGACAUAGGUAUUUAGACUUGCAUAAUAUUCUUUUAUACCUGAAUUCUUUUCCUGUAGCAAGAAUUAGGGCAAUGAACAAUAAUACUAAUGUAAAUAUCCUGGAAUUCUGUUUUACAUCAAAAAUUAAAAAGGAAAACUAGAUUUCUACUGAAACAAUAUAAAAUGAAAUAAAUGUCUAAAAUAGCUCCCUUCCCAUAUAACCUCUCAUUCUAAAGAUACUAUUUACAUGUUUUCAGGGUAAAAAUGAACCAUUUAUAUGAUGAAGAAUCAGGAGUUGAGCAUAGACUAUCAAUGGCAAGAUAAUAAAUGGAGGAAUUCUUUAAUGACUGAUUAUUCUCUGAAACUGUGAAAUACUCCAGACAUAACAUAAUAAUGAACUAUAUUAAUUCCUGUAAGGGCUUUAGGGAAAAUGUAUGCAGAAGUGAAUUGUUAUUGCAAGUUGCCAAAAUGGAGCUGUGAAUAAGGUGGCAUUGUAUUGCUUUAUAGUAUUCUCUUUCCAACCUAAGUUUUAGUUCAGCAGAGCAGACUGCCUGUGCUUUGUCGUGGAUUGUGAUUGCUGGGGUUAUCUAAAUUUCAAGCUUCUUAGAUUGCACCUGUGGACUACCCAGACACUUAUGCCACAUACGUGUUAAUUCCCAUUAAAGACUGCGAUUCCUUAGAACACUGAAACACCUGAAUUUCAGUUAAAGCUCUAUAGCCAUAGAAAUGUUUAUUUGGUUGAAUGAGCUAAUUUAUGACUAACUUAGUGCUUCUCAAACUUGUCCACAAAAUAGGAUUCACAGUUCUCAUCCCCAGACCAAUUAAAUGAGAUUCUCAGAACUGCUAUUCUUAUGUGCAACCGUGAAGCUUAUAUUUGAUGAGAAAACAAAGAAAAUCAACUCAUAACAAAGCCUGUGUGCAAAUAGUUAAAGUUACUUUUUAAAAAUCCAGAUCCUAUAGCUAUUGGAAAAGGGUAUCCAAGGAACAAGUUUAAUCUCUGUUAAUUCCAUGUAGAUGUUCCUACCUUUAGACUACCUUCUUUCAUAGCAAUUAUGAAAAAAAUCUCCCUUCACAGCACUCUCCAACAGAAUUUUCUGUGGUACUUCGUAUGCUUUAUGGUUGUGCCCUGCAACGUGGGGCUAUAAGCCUUAUGUGUCUUGGGUUCUUGAUAUGUGGCUAGCAUGAAAAACUAGAUUUUUACUUUUUAUAAUUUAAAGUAUAACAAUUAUCUGUAAUUUAUGGCUCUCAUAUUGGAAAGCACAGUUUAAAGAAUUAUCAGUAACCAACCAGUUGAUUACAUACUUACAGGAAGAAGUUCCCUACCUUAAUUUCCCUACAUGAUUAUCACAUUCUCAUCUAUGUCAGUGAUCACUAGGGUGACAAAAUGGAAUUUUUACUAAGGCGUAGGCAAUAACUAUAACUCACAAGAUACGAAUUUUCAAAACAACAGCUGAGUCACUGCAGCAUUGAGUAGGGGUACUCAUUGCUGCGGCCAGAAUCCAGUAUAUUGAUAGCUUCAUAGAUGGUUCCUGGUCCGUGAAGCUUCCUGCCAUUGGGAAAUCUAUUUUACUAUUGAAAGAAAGAUCAUGUGGGCUUGAAAUCUAAUAUCUCUGGGGAAACAUUCCACGCAUUUGCAAAAUGCAAAUAGUAUUAGCAUAUGUUCCAAUACCAAGAAAUAUACAAAACUGAAAGUUUCAGAAAUGCUGCUGUUUGUGUAUUAGAUGUUGAAUUCAGUAAAAAAUCUAUUCUUUGGCU